AUCCCAAUUAAUGUGUUUAAACAUGGCCAGCUAAUUUCAUGAAGCUAGAAGCUAGAAGCCUAGAACCAUCGUAUACCACGCCUAUCCUCUUUCUCUCGGUACACAAAAAAGUCCUGUGGUGGAGUAUACCUCACUUAGAAGUGCAUGAAAUUGCUCUAGUUUUCCAAACAAAUGAGUGAAAGAACUCUGGUUCCAAUAUUCGUCUUCUGGGCUUUCCUUACAAUAAUCACCCCUACACUCAUUCUCUUGUCAGAGAAUUCAAAGGCAGACCUCGAUUCAAAUGGAAAUAUAACUGAGGGAAUGAAGCUUGGAAUAAUGAUCGGGUACACACAGAAAUAUAGCAUAAGAACAGCAUCACCACUAGCCAAGUCUGAAGAGGAACUGGCCUUGGCACCAGCCCCAGAAACAUUACCAACCCCAUCAUCUGGAACUAAUACUACUAGAGUUACUCCAACUGGGUCAAUGUCACAUCAUAACCACACUCUUAUAGGCAAUAGAACUGAUGAUGGGCUUACACUCUUCUCUCCCACCAAGAUACACGUCCAAGUCAAACAAGCAUAUAUCAGAUAAACAAGUACUUCGUGACAGACAUGAUUACAGUAUUUGGAUCUCAGACUGUUAUAUGUCCUCAGUAGUCUUUGUGGAAGAACAAUGUAAGUUGGUGAUAAACAGAAUUAAUUCAUUACUUUGUAAAUAUCUACAUAGGUAUAUACCAUGAUUCUGAAUUGAUAUAAAUUGGUUGGGGUUUGUUGUUUAGCAAAUAUAUUUCUUCUAUUGUUGAGGUCUAAUAAAAAGAGAAAUGAUGGUCCCAAGUCCCAAGCCCAAAUCCCGUUGCAAAUUUAUAGGUGUUAUGGAAAUUUUUUGUAUGUAGUUAUGAAACGAGAUGCAGUUUCUCUCAUCAUGAGCAGUAUUAUGUCCCGAUGAUCAUAUGGUCUUUGUUUUCCUUUAUAAAAACAAAGACUCAGAGAAACUCAUUAACAAAUUCUGUAACUUUUGUUCUUGCCCG
Molecule: messenger RNA, 1006 nt
Organism: Glycine soja
Lineage: Eukaryota; Viridiplantae; Streptophyta; Magnoliopsida; Fabales; Fabaceae
Exons: 2
Coding region: 172-570 (132 amino acids)
Source: RefSeq, a predicted model, not a curated record